Molecule: messenger RNA, 2790 nt
Organism: Hyaloperonospora brassicae
Lineage: Eukaryota; Oomycota; Peronosporomycetes; Peronosporales; Peronosporaceae
Source: the annotation of a GenBank genome assembly
AUGCCGCCUCGCCGCCCGAAACAGCCGACGAGUUCAGAGCCAGUGAUUGGCCGCGCGCGCGGCGGCGGCGGCGGUCGAGGCCGCGGCCGUGGCCGCCACGCCCCCACGGCUGCACCUGCUGCUGCUGCUGCAGCCGCCACGCCCCCUCCUACUGCGUCUGCUGCUGCAGCUGUCGACGCGCUCGCGCAGCAGUUGGCCGCCGCGGCGCAGGUCAGCGGCGCUACGGCCGCGUCUUCUCCGCCGCCGGCGCUCGUGCAGCCGCUCGUGCAGACGCACUUCCCGCCGCGGCCCGGCUUUGGCGCGCUCGGCCGCCCCGUGAAGCUCUGGGCCAACCACUUCCGCGUGCACGUGGCCGCCGGCGCCGGCGACGUGUUCCACUACGACGUGGCGAUGGCCGAAGACGGGCGCAGCUUUGGCAACGAGGGGCCGCCCAAGGCGCUGGCCGCGCAGAUCCUCGCGGCGCUCGUGCAGGCGCUUGCGCGCGAACUGCCCGACGCGGUGGUCGUCUCGGACCGCCGCAAGAAUCUGUACGCGCCCGCGCGGCUGCCGUUCGCCCAGCGCACGUUCGACGCGCUGCAGCUGCCGCCCGACGGCGGGCGCGCGCGCGUGUUCGCGGCCACGGUCAAAGAGGCCGACCCCGUGGCCGUGCGCCUCGCGCAGCUCGACGCGCUGUUUGCCGGCCGCCUCAACUACACGCCCUACGACGCGCUGCAGGCGCUGGACGUGGCGCUGCGCCACUCGGCGGCCCAGCGCUUCACGGUCGUGGGCCGCAACCUGUUCCACGGCGCAGGCGCCGCGUCGCUGGGCGAGGGCGCCGAGCUCUGGUUCGGCUACUGCCAGAGCCUGCGCGCCACGCAGAGCCGCCUCGUGGUCAACAUGGACCUGGCGGCCACGGCGUUUGUCGAGGAGAGUGACGUGGCCACGUUCCUGUGCGCGGCGCUGGCGCUGCGGCAGCUGCCGUCGACGCUGGCCAAGCACCAGCACGCGGCCGCCAGCAAAGCGCUGCGCGGCGUCAGAGUGACGGUCACGCACCGCCCGGGCGUGCGCCGCAGCUACCGCGUGAACGGCCUCUCGAAGGACGCGGCCGACCGCACGUUUUUCGACACGGACGCUGGCGCGCGCGUAUCGGUGGCCGACUACUUUGCCGCCACGUACCAGCGCCGCCUGCAGUACCCGCAGCUGCCCUGUCUGCACGUGGGCGCGCCGCAGAAGCGCAACUACUUGCCGAUCGAAGUGUGCCGCGUGCUCGCGGGCCAAAAGAGCCCGCGCAAGCCCACGGACAAGCAGGUGGCCAACAUGAUCCGCUUCACGUGCACGCCGCCCGACAAGCGCAAGCGCGCGAUCGAGCAGAAGCUGCGCGAGGCGGGCUUUAGCACGGACCCCACGCUGCGCGCGUUUGGGCUGCGCGUGGACCCGCACAUGGUCGAGGCCACGGGCCGCCAGCUGCCGCCCCCGACGAUCGAGUACAGCGGCGGGGCGCGCGAGAACCCGCGCGACGGCGCGUGGAACAUGCGCGGCAAGCGCUUCCACACGCCGGCGCCGCUCAAGUCGUGGGCGGUCCUGAGCCUGUGCGACCCGCGGCGCUGCGGGCUCGGCGACCUGCAAAAGUUCUUUAAGGCAGUGGUGGCGCAGAUGGGGCAGCUGGGCAUGCGCUGUCCGGCGGUGCUGCCGCCCAUUCUGUUGAAGCAGCGCCGCGAGGAUACCGUGCGCACGAUGUUUCAAGCGGCAGUGAAGGCGGCGACGCAGACGUUCAAGACGGCGCCGCAAGUCGUGUGGAUGGUCAACCCCGUGGCGGACGCGCGCGCGUAUGGCGAGCUCAAGCUCAUGUCGGACACGGAAGCGGGCGUGGGCAUUGUGUCGCAGUGCAUGCUGGCGAAGCACAUUCCCAAGUGCAGUCCGCAGUACAUUGCGAACAUUCUGAUGAAGGUAAACACGAAGCUGGGCGGCCUGAACGGCGUCAUUAGCGGUCCGCUGCCGCGCGUGUCGGCGUCCCGCACCAUUGUGUUUGGCGCCGACGUGACGCACCCGAGUCCACUGGACCGAACGCGGCCGUCGAUCGCGGCCGUGACGGCGUCCAUGGACACGCACUUUGUCCGCCACGCGUCGACGAUCCGCGCGCAAGGCCAUCGCGUGGAACAGAUUGAGAACCUGAAGGACAUGGCCGUGGAGCUGCUGAAGCAGUUUUACCGCCAGACGCACGGCAAGCCGGACCGCAUUGUGUUCUAUCGCGACGGCGUGAGCGAAGGGCAGUUCCACAUGGUGCUGAACCACGAAGUGACGGCGCUCCGCGAGGCGUGUCGGGCGCUGGAGGUGGGGUACAUGCCACCGAUCACGUUUGUGAUUGUCCAGAAGCGGCACAACACGCGCUUGUUCCCUGCCGAUGCAAAAGACGCCGACCGCAGCGGCAAUGUCAAGGCGGGGACAGUGGUCGAUACGGCUAUUUGUCACCCCAUCGAGAACGACUUCUACUUGAUGAGCCACGCGGGGCUGCAAGGGACCAGUCGGCCCACGCACUACCACGUGCUGCUGAACGAGAUUGGGUUCACGGCGGACGAGCUGCAGACGCUGACGUACAAGCUGUGCUACACGUUUGCGCGCUGCACGCGUUCUGUGUCGAUGGUGCCGUCUGCGUACUACUCGCACCUGGUCGCGUUCCGUGCCCGUUUCUUCUUGGUGGACAGCAGCGACUCUGGCUCGACUGUGUCGGGGUUCAGCGAGACGGCUCCGGAGACGGACACGCGCAUGUACGACGUGCAUCCUGCGAUGAAGAGCGCGAUGUACUUUGUGUAG